This is a messenger RNA of Cylicocyclus nassatus, 759 nucleotides long. NCBI's taxonomy places the organism in Eukaryota, Metazoa, Nematoda, Chromadorea, Rhabditida, Strongylidae. The record is from the annotation of a GenBank genome assembly.
AUGUUCUCUAGUGGCUUCAUCUUUGUGCUCGUUCUCAAGAUGAGUUCAAAUACUGGCGUAUUUCGCUACGAUCCUGCUGCUUCUGGAACACCCAUGUACUACUUCUACCUGGAAGACAAAGUUAGCUGUCUAAGAGCUUGCUAUGAAGAAAACGAAUGCGCAGUUGUGGAAUACCGGGAGAACGAAGAGGGUUACUGUAGUCUGUACAAAGAGGGCGAUACUCUUUCUGUAGAAGGAUACACUCUCUCCCGUGGAGAAACCAAUUCGUCGUGCACAUUGAUUGAAACACUGGACUUUGACGUUUCGUUUCAAGAAAUUUCGGGUCAACAAACGUUUUACAAAGCCAAAUGCAACUCCACGCCAGAUGUCUCUGUUUUACAACCAUUUGACGGAGAAAAAUAUCGCUUCUUCAUUCUUAAUUCCACCAAAGUUCCUAAAAACUGGGUUGCAUCGAAAUUCAGGCUCCUCUUCUCCAAAAAGGCAGAGGAAACAUGCAAGUCCAUUCCUGUCUUUCACAAAGCAAACCAUCGUCGCCUAUUCUUUGGCGAGACAUACAACACUACUGGCUACUACUUCUACAACGCGUAUGCCUUCGCCAAUCUUUGCGUUUCUCCGGCCGGCGAAUGCCUAGGUGUGCAAGAAAUUCAAGAAUAUGUCGACGAGCAGGGCAACUUCUUCUACGAUGCGCCCGGAAGAAUGGACAUGGCAGACUCUGGCUUGAAUCAAACCUUCUUCAUUUCAGGCAAAAGACAUUCGUAA